This is a messenger RNA of Neltuma alba, 1031 nucleotides long. RefSeq names its product zinc finger protein GIS3-like. Gene Ontology annotation, molecular function: DNA-binding transcription factor activity; transcription cis-regulatory region binding. The coding region runs from base 108 to 866 and encodes 252 amino acids. NCBI's taxonomy places the organism in Eukaryota, Viridiplantae, Streptophyta, Magnoliopsida, Fabales, Fabaceae. Gene Ontology annotation, biological process: cytokinin-activated signaling pathway; trichome differentiation; gibberellic acid mediated signaling pathway. The record is from RefSeq and is a predicted model, not a curated record. Gene Ontology annotation, cellular component: nucleus. The transcript has a single exon.
AACACCUUAAUACUAGCCCGUCAUCGUCCCCACCACUAUUUCCGACUCUCUCGUCUUCUGUCUAAGCUCAAAACCUUCAUUCUUCUCCUUCCUUUCAUCUUCCUCACAUGGAGGAUCACCAGAUUCUCUACCCUUCUAAACCAGCAAACCCCUUAAAGCUUUUCGGCUUCAGCGUCCACCACCAGCCACACGGACUUCGAGUUGAAGACGACGACGAGGUGCUUGCAGAUGAUGUCUCAGGCCCAAUCUCCAAGCAAACUUCCCCGUCUGGAUCGCCGGAUUCCGCAGCAUCCGCCGGUGGUGGAGCUUUCCCUGCUUCCUCCGGCGACAGGAAAUACGAGUGUCAGUAUUGUUGUCGCGAGUUUGCCAACUCGCAGGCCCUCGGUGGCCACCAGAACGCUCACAAGAAAGAGCGCCAGCAGCUGAAGCGAGCCCAGUUGCAAGCUUCACGAAACGCCGCCGUUUCGUUCGUGAGGAACCCGAUAAUCUCUGCCUUCGCCCCUCCGCCUCAUUUGCUUUCUCCGGCGGGCCACGUCAUGGUUCCGGCAGGUACUCCGUCGUCCUGGGUCUAUGUUCAGCCACGUGCAGCUCCUCAGCCGUUCCACGUGUCGGUAUCACACGGCUGCGUGUUCCCUUCGUCAACGAAUAGUACUUUCUGUGGUAGUAAUACUAGUCAGAGUAGGAGAUCGGCGGCCGCCGGGAUGUUAUCCUGUGGUGGCAGCGCAGGGGAGUCCAUGGGAUCUCAAGUACAUGGUAGGGCCCAUGGGCCAUCUUUAAGUAGAUUUUCGAAAGGGGAUGGUGGGCCCAACUUCGAUGACCCAUUGGGCUUGGACUUACAUCUAAGCCUUGCGCCAGCUGCGCCGUGAGCAUAAUUGGCUCGGCUUCAAUGUGUGAGUGAUUUAGCCAGCUCUAUUAUGAGUAUUUUAAUCUAAACGGCUUCCUAGUGAGCUUUGUGGAAGCUAUAAGGCUCACUCAACUUCUUGUAUAUUUUCAAAUUUUAUUUUUUAAUUUUUUUUAAGCAACUGGUUUCA